Messenger RNA from Lampris incognitus (smalleye Pacific opah), 1327 nucleotides. Its product is annotated as V-set and transmembrane domain-containing protein 5. Gene Ontology annotation, cellular component: plasma membrane; axon; dendrite. NCBI's taxonomy places the organism in Eukaryota, Metazoa, Chordata, Actinopteri, Lampriformes, Lampridae. The record is from RefSeq and is a predicted model, not a curated record. The coding region runs from base 188 to 784 and encodes 198 amino acids. Gene Ontology annotation, biological process: positive regulation of excitatory synapse assembly; filopodium assembly. The transcript is spliced from 4 exons.
ACGGAACCCCCCCCCCCGCCCCCCAUUAAAGGAGGGAGAAGAAGACAACAGAGAGGAGGACUGGUGGGAGAAAAAGAAAGGUGCCGGUUUGGAGGGAGCGGGGAAGGAGAGAGGAGCCCCUCAGAAUGUGGAUUAACCCCCUCGGGUGUUCAUUUUCAUCGAUCCGACCGAUGGGUGGGGAAUCCUAAUGUGGAAUUUUAGGCUUUUGGAUGUACAGGAUGCUGCUCUGUUCCUCACCGUCACAUUCUAUGUUUUCCGCCUAGCUGGAGCCAUCUCCAUUCAUUCCCCUCAGAGGAGCCUCACCCGAUCCGUACAAGACGAUGUGCUUUUCUCUGUGGACGUUACCUGCCGUGGGAUCCCCACCAUACAAUGGACCUUUAUGUCCGGGGUGGUGAGCCGGAGCAUAGGGACCUGGCAGCCCGGGGUGUAUGCCAAUAUAACAGAGGAUUACGUGGACAGGGUGCAGCCCUACACUAAUGGAUCUAUGGGCCUGUCACUUUUGCGACUGCAAGAUGCAGGAUUUUAUGUGGUCACCGUCACAGAGACGACGGGGAACAGCAAAGACGCUGGGUUUGUUCUGAAAGUAAAUGAGGUGAUCUAUGAGGACCUCCAGUAUCUGUCAGUAUCCGCCCUGGUGCUGGCCUGCCUGGUCGGCCUCGGCAUGCUCGCCAUGUGGCUCCUGGACAAAGCCUACAGGAGGAUCCUGGCAUGGAAACAACAGAGAGCAAACAGAUGCAGGACACGGGAGCAAGAAAAUGAGGCAACUGAGCUGCAGCCUCUUUGACGGACAUGGGACGUUGCGUGAUGGACAUGGGACACCUCCACUUGACGUAAACUGCAGUCGACUGCAAGUCAGACCCGUUGAAGCCGCAGCAGACAGACUGUUUCUGUCAGCUCUGCUUGCUGGUUUACAUAUUUUGUGACUCUAGUAAUUGAGAGGUGCCUUCUCGGUGCCUGACCGGGCUGGGCUUAGCCAGAGACACGAAGGACUGUCGAUCACAGGCAACUCCAAGUACCAAGACGAAGUUUACAUUUUAAUUUGAUUACACUUUACUUCCAACACCACCACUGUCAUUGGAUUGAACAUGCAAAAAAAACAAAACAAAAGAAAAUGGAAAACAAUAACCCUGAGGACACUGGGGGAAAAAAAAUGACAUAUUUAUUAUCAAAGCAAACGAGUUCUGUGUCUUUUCCUGAAACUGUGAAAACAGAAACUUUAAGUCCAAGAGGAAAUAAAGUGAGAUACUCACAACAUAAAUGAAUGACAACGUUGUCAGACAAGUUUACUACCAAAAGGAAACUAAACACACUCUAUAUAUAUAUAUAU